Molecule: messenger RNA, 4880 nt
Organism: Vollenhovia emeryi
Lineage: Eukaryota; Metazoa; Arthropoda; Insecta; Hymenoptera; Formicidae
Gene: Syn2
Product: gamma-1-syntrophin
Exons: 10
Coding region: 199-1734 (511 amino acids)
Cellular component (GO): dystrophin-associated glycoprotein complex; intracellular anatomical structure
Molecular function (GO): structural molecule activity; protein binding
Source: RefSeq, a predicted model, not a curated record
UCUCGUGCAGGCAGGAGAGCGUGCGAUGAAGGCUCGCCGCCGUCGCCGCCGCUAGGAAGUCGCGGCGCGGCGCGGCGCCCGCCGAUGCCGCCAGCGGUGGUCACCGCGAGCCCCGUCGCCGAGGCCGGCAGCAGCGGGAGGGAAUCCUCCGGGGGACACGCCAGGGUGCCGUCAUCUCACUGAUCGCGCGCGAGAAUAAUGAGAAUCAACGCGACGAAGAUGAGCACUCCGAUCGAGGAGAAGAUUGAUCAGAAGCUGAAGGUGCGGACGGGGAUGGUGACGGUCAGCGAUGGGAAGAGCAAGCCCGUGCCGAUGCGCCUGCACUUGUCCAUGGAGGUGCUCAAGCUCCAGCGGGAGGAUCUCGAGCAGGCAGCGAAUCACAAUAAGCCACCACUGGACGCUAAGGAGCGCAUGGUGCAAAUCACCAGGCAGAAGGUCGGCGGUUUGGGGCUGAGCAUAAAGGGCGGAGCGGAGCAUAAGCUGCCAGUGCUGAUAUCGAGGAUCUAUAAGGGCCAGGCCGCCGAUCAGUGCGGCCAGCUUUUUGUGGGAGACGCAAUUAUCAAAGUGAACGGCGAGUAUAUCACGGCGUGCAACCACGACGACGCUGUCAAUAUUUUGAGGAAUGCCGGCGAUAUAGUGGUUCUAACGGUCAAGCAUUAUCGAGCGGCCAAGCCAUUUCUGCAGAAAAACGAAAAGGAAGAGAAGCUGGAUAACGUUGCCAACGGUACGGCGGAAGACGGAUGGAUAUCGCCUAGCAGGCAAGGUGGCAGUCCCAGAUGCAGCCAUAGCCGUCAAAGUUCCAAUGCAUCUUCCAGUUCGAUGCAGUAUAAGAGAUGGGUGGACGUGAUUACAGUCCCAUUAAUGAUGGCGUACGUGACGAGAUACAUAUUCGGCACCGACAAGCUGAGGAGGAACGCGUUCGAAGUGCGAGGACUUAACGGGGCGCGCACAGGAGUGAUACACUGCGACGAUAGCGCUAUUCUCAGUCAAUGGCUAAAAUAUAUAACUGAUAACAUUACAGGAUUGACGCAUUUGCAGAUGAAAUUGUACAAUCGUAAUUUCGGAGUCGGCGAACGCAUAGAGUACAUGGGCUGGGUGAACGAGGCGGUGAGCAAUAGCAACCAACCGUGGCAAAGUUACAGACCGAGAUUCUUGGCACUAAAAGGACCGGACCUAUUGUUGUUUGAGACACCCCCUUGCAACAUAGGCGACUGGUCUCGCUGCGCGUUGACUUUCAAAGUGUAUCAAACGAUGUUCCGCGUGAUGCGCGAAUCCGAGAAUGUGGACGAGCGGCAGCACUGCUUCUUGGCGCAGAGUCCGGGGAAGCCGCCGCGUUACUUGAGCGUCGAGACCAGGCAGGAACUGCUGCGGGUCGAGGCGGCGUGGCACACGGCCAUAUGUUCGGCCGUUACGCAUUUGAAGAGUAAAACCUUCCCGGUGACUUUCAACAGCAGAAGCGCGGGUCUAACGUUAGAGUGGACUCAAGGAUUUACGUUGUCGUAUGAGGGGAUCGGCGAGGUCGCGUGGCGCUACAAAUUUUCUCAACUGAGAGGGUCCAGCGACGAUGGUAAAAGUAGGCUUAAAUUGCACUUCCAAGAGCCGGACAGCAUCGCUAUCGAAACGAAGGAAUUGGAGUGUUCCCAGUUGCAAAACUUGUUGUUCUGUAUGCAUGCGUUUCUUACCGCGAAGGUAGCCGCGGUAGACCCCACGUUUUUAACGUCGACCACUCCGUAAAGAGAUGUAAUAUAAGAUAAAAUAACGUUAUUGCCGACGCGAAUCACCAAGUGGAUCACUUUUGUGUUCUGUUAUCGUUGUACGGAUUAGACCGAGCGCUGAAAAUAAGCGAGAGAAGGACGUCGACGAAGAGGCGACAGAAACUAGUCAAUAUAUCCAAAAAGUAUUUUUAUCGUUUACAUAUAAAAAUCACCAAGCGGUACUACAUACUCUACUCAUCCUACCAAAAGCCAAUUUCAGUAUAUAUAUAUAUAUGAAUCUAGUAUAUAUAUAUGAAUCUAACGGCUAUUAUCGUAUUGUACGCAUCUAGAUAAGAAUUCUCGCGAGUUUCUAGGAGCGGCAGUAUGCAUUUACGAAUGAUUUCUCGACUACUUGAUGCGAUUAUGUUAUCUGCCUUUGCUACACGCGUUUAUUUCCUUUCGAAAUUUUUGAAGAAUGCGUAAUCAAGUACGCGUGAUUAUAUACGUAAUUUACAGAUGCAUUUCAAUUGUACAAUACUCUAGUAGUAUUGCCAGAUAUUUCUCAGUUGCGCUCUCAUUAUAUUGUUUGUCUGAUAUCUUAAGAUGAUAAUUAGAAUUUAUAUAUAUAUAUAUAAGAAUCAACACACGCGCGGGUUCAUGAUUUUUAAGUUACAAUAACAGCGAAUAUUUUUGUUAAUUAUAACAAGUUGUCUGUAUACUUACACAUAUUGUAUUGCGUAUCAUACAUAUAUCAGGUGCCUUAAAAACCAUGAACAAGAGGUAGCUAAAUUAACGGAGGCAUCAACUUUUCGUUUCUCGUCAACGAGGAGAAUCGUAUUACACACUCGUGCAUACAUAUAUAUUUAGAGUAUUUAUAAAAGGAAACAGGAGUCGUAUUUCAAUAGAGAAGUUCUAAUUUGCAAUCUUAAGGGGAUGCUUUUAAAGAGUAUAAUGAAUUGAAUUGAAAGGAACAAUAUUGAUUCGUCCAUCCGACAAAAGUCAAAGUAAUAAUUGCUCCACAGCAAUAAAUUAUAAUCUACAAUUAGACGGCUCACUCGAACGUAACGUCGGAUACUGAAAUAGUUUGUUUAUCGAUGCAGUAUUAUCGAUGGGGGCAAUAAGUUUUACAAAUUAAAUUAAGCGCGGAUACCGACAGUAUCAGUUAGCUUACCAACAUGCGUACAACUGUCAACUGUACUUUCUCUGUACUAGGCGCAAUAGCUAUGUUCUACAAAUCGUUUAACGUAUGAUUUGCGACGAUUCAUCUAUAUGAACAAUUGAUUGUGAAGAAAGGAUGUGCAAGAGGCUUAUUUGAGUAAUGGGUACGUUACGGUGGGUUUCGACAGCUCGACAGAUCUAUAGUGUCUUUACAUAUAUCAAUUAUCUCUUUCCAAUCACUAGCUAUAGCGACAUAGACUUAACACUGUAUAUUAUGUGACUAUCUUACAUUGGUUCGCAAUUAUAUUUAAAGCAAUAAAUCUUUAAUGAACGAACAACUAGAGAGAGAUAAUAAGAGAGUAGGAUAUACGUAUAUGUGCAUAUAUGUAUAUCCUACUCUUAUAUAUAUACAUACAUACACAAAUAUAAAUAUAUAUAUGUAUGAUAAGAGAACUGUAUACAGUAAUGAUAUAAAGCAAGAAAAAAGUAUCAUUCUCGAUAGCAGUGACGAGAAUAUUGCACGUUUUCCAAUGCUCGCCUAAUCAUUCUUUAGUUUUUUUAAAAUAUAAGACGAAUGGGUCACGUAGCGUCGCAUGGAAACGAUGUAAAGCUAAUUUAAUGUCGGGGGAGACGUUUUGAUUUCCGUUGCGUGUCUCGAGAGUCUCCGGUUACUCGUAGAAAGUGCCUACAAAGUAACAUAGAGGAAAUGUAAAGAAAGAUCGGCGCUUCUGUUGUGUCGCAGCGUAUUCGAUGUCGAUUGUACUUUUCUAGUCUACAAAAAACGUCAGGGUCUUUUACGUGAUACCUACGGUCGAGGCGUGUCUGUUGCCGCUUGUCUCUCGAUUGCGAGAACUCGAAGCGUUCGGACGAAAGGAACCACCGUUUCUCGAUGAAUUUGUUACCAUCGUCAUAUGAAUGUUUAUCAUGUAAAAGAGUACCUUCGCCUAUACAUCUCUCUGAACGUUUUUUUCACGAUCGAUAUAAUAUAUUGUAGUAAUAUAAUAAGAAUUAAACGAUAUUCGAUCUUAAAUUUAAGCACAGAGCAAUGUUGACGACUCAAGCGCUGCUGCUAUGAUUUUAGAUUUAUGCAGUUUGUUACAAAUUUUCGUAUUCUGAUAUGAAGCAUCUUUAUAUGUUAAAGUUUAUCACUUAAAUUGCAUAAAUUGAAUGCACCAAAGUAUAUAAAUUAAAGUUUAACGCUUACAAAUUCCUAUGAAUAUUUGAUUUUCUAAUCAAGAGAUUUAACGUGCUAAAAUUUUACUAUUUAACAUUGAAUAAUUGUUUUUUCCUCAACAAUCUAUCUAGUCAUCGUACAUGCUCUGUGCUUAAAGUUGGGAUAAUUAUCAAGAACUGCACAAUUAUUCUAUAUAAGUAAGUUAAUUAAGCAAGAAUGGAAUGAAGCUGGAAAAGAUCUGAAAUACAAUCAGGUCUAGAUUAUAGUAAUUUACGGAAACUACAGGUUGUUCUAAAACUAUAAGUGGAUCGUUGAAUCCCUAAUAUAAUACAUUGUACACUUUGUUAACGUCACAAAUCGAUAUUAAAUUUCACUUAUAUUUAUUAAACUGAGAUCUCUUUCAUUUGAUUCAAAUUGCAUAAGAAUAAACUUUUUGCGAAUGCUGUUAAAUUAUGUAUUCCUUUUGGUAUCCGUUUAACAGUGCAUCUCUUCUUGAAACCUGCUCGCUUGUGUGACUCUUCGGAUUCAGCUCAUUCCAUAAGUUACACAAAAUAGAAAAUAGCUGUACACGCGACGUACUUUGCCUACAAACUCGCUGAAUACUUCAACUCAUUUCUUUCGGCGAGCGCUCGCGAUUCCGAAUCCUGCCGUUGCGUCUCGUAUUCAGAUUCGCACGUCAGAUCCAUCUUCCUUUGCCUUCGCGCGUGCUUAUAUCGGAUGGAAGAGCGAAUUCGCUGCGCCGGCUAACAUUUAACAUCGGAAUCUUAUAUUUCGAAAUAUAGUUUAUCUGUUAUAAUGUCUAUAUCCCCCAUUGACAAUAUGUUCCAAAAUAUAUCAUUGUUAGAAGUUACAAA